Molecule: messenger RNA, 2770 nt
Organism: Gilbertella persicaria
Lineage: Eukaryota; Fungi; Mucoromycota; Mucoromycetes; Mucorales; Choanephoraceae
Exons: 9
Coding region: 87-2711 (874 amino acids)
Source: RefSeq, a predicted model, not a curated record
CAUAUUGACUAUGACGCGUUGAAGUUCAUUCUUUUUUUUCAGAAAAAAAAAUUAAACCCUUUAUUUUUUUUUUUUCGUCGAUCAUCAUGGAGAACAAGACCAUCGAAAACACUCAAAAUGACACCCCAGACGAAAACAAACAACUCGUCGAAACAAACAAAACACUAGCCGUCUCUGAAGAGUUUGAAGACGACGAUGCUGAUUUCUAUUACGAGGUAGAAGAGAUUGUUCAAAUGUACAUCACAGACACAGGUGUACGCAUGUUUGAAAUCAAAUGGAAAAAUUAUGGACGAGAAGGAGAGAAAAAAAUAGAAGACACAACCAACCGAAAGAAACAGAAACCAAAAGAAUCAUCUAGGCAACAGCCAGGGGAAUCAAGUCAUCCGAAAGGAAAAGACAAGAGCCCUAUCCUUGUAGAAGUACAUGAAAAAAUUGAAGAAGAACCGGAUAAGAAGGGGAAAAAAAAGAAAAAGACAAAAGAGGAACGAAGACGAGAAUUGUUGGAAGAAAGUCAUGACUUGCAAGCGAUGGAAGAGACAAAUCGAAAGCGAAAAGCCAUGGCAGAAGACAAAAAGAAAAAGGAUUUGUUUGACAGACAGGAUGAACAGGCUAAGAAAAAGAAAAAGAAACAGGAUACGUUUGUUGUGCAUGCUGUCAAGGGAGAACCUGGUAACAAAAAAAGAACAGACGUUCAUCCUAAAGACACACAAGAUGAAGACACAACCACAAAGCGCAGAAAACUAGAGGAAGAAGCUAAAAACAAGAAUGAAGAACCAAAGUCAAAUGGUCCUCAGACAAAUGGAACUACGCCUACUGAAAAAGCAUUGCCAAAGAGAGCAUUGACCAUCAUAGGUUCCUCAGAGCAUAAACUGCCCUCAGAAUCCUCCAGCACUAAAUCUCUGACAAGUAAUCACGCCAAAGCAGCCAAACCAAAAUUAGGAAUUUCCAAAGACUAUAAACCUUCGUUUACUAAUCUCAAACGACCUAUUUCCUUGUCGAAUCCUGUAUCCAGUAACUUUACUGAUAUAGAGAAAGAACUGGACAUUACAGAAAUUUUGAGACAAUCUGUAGGAGGCAAAUUACCGUCCAUACCUAAAUUUACAGCUACACAAAGGUUAACGAAUCAAGCCAAAUCACCUUCUUCUCCUACGCAAAGAGAACCUGAUCCAUCUGACACGGUACAAAAACAGUCCAAUUUCAAUGCAACUACUUUUACUUCCGAACCCGUCACUCAACCUUCUUCCAACACGCCUUCCGUUUCAUCACCUUCUUCUCCUUCUAUGAGCCAACGUUCGUCUUCACCUCCUUCGACCACUCCUCGUCCUGCUGAUCAGAAUCCGCGAUCAAGACCGAAUGAGCCAGAAGCAUUGCCGAUGCGACGACAGACUUCGAGACCCGAUCCUCGUCUGAUUGCAGACAAUCAACGUAAAUUGCGUAUUCAGAAUUCAACAGCAUUUCCUACACGCUUUACAGCAAACUAUGUUCUCAAAAAAGGAGAUAAACUCAUCUCUUCUGUUCAAAUAGAAGGCAAGCAGCAUUGCUAUCAUCAACUCAAAAUACAAAAGUUGAUUGAAAUAAGCGGUGAUGAUGCCCAUACAGUCAAGAUCAGUUCAUUUUUAUGUUUAAAGCGAUUGGAUGAAUUCUUGGUGGAUCGUCCUUUUAGUUUCUUACAUAUUACUGCUAAAGAUCGAUUGAUUGAGCUCAGUAAACUCAAGAGCUUUUUACAAGUGAAUGAAAUGGUGGGUGUUGUGAGCCAUAUAGAUGCCCCUACACAUGCAUUGGUUGUCUUGUCUGAAGCGGAUGCAAAGAAACUAAAAAACUUACCCAAGGAUAUUGACCUGGCAAGUUCUCCUUAUACACAGUUGUGUGCUAUCUUUAUAGAGCAUUUGCCUCCUAAACCAAAUGUUGAAUUCAAUGACCUUGAUUUACCUGACGAAGAAUUUACAUGGCUUCGUGUUGCCAACUAUCUGAAGUUUGAUAAAAGAUUAAUUGACUUGAGAAAAACCUCUAAAUUUCAUGUCUAUGGUCAAUCAGAUGCUGCUCAAUUAUUAAUGCGCGUAGUAAAUGGAAAUAAGGCUUACAAAAAACCAGCAACACCAGAUCCUUCUAAGCCAAUUUAUGUGAUGAUGUUUGAUCGUGCUAAUCAAGUAGCCUUCUCUCGUAAUCUGCUUAAACACAAAAGAGAACCUUCAACACAGAUAUGGGAAUUUGGUGCACCAGAUCUUUCUUAUCCAGACAUGAUACCUCCUAGCCCUAUUUUCCCUAUUAAUACAGGUGGUUUUGUGACAACAGACAUACAGAACAUGAUUGAUAAUCCUAGUAUUCUUGAAAAGAUAUCUGAAUCCAUUAGCAAGUUUAAUAGUUUUCCUGUAGUCUAUGGUGAAUGGAAAUUGAUCAUUCCUCAUAACUUCAUGUAUCAUUUUACCAGAGCCAUUCAAGACGGAGAAUCUGCCACUAGAGUACAAAAUUCGAUUGUUUCCAUCACUGUCGGUUUAAGUAAAGGAGACAUACAAGUCAUGCGUCUCUGGCCUGCUGAAAAUGAAAAUCUGGAUGCUGUGGAUUAUAUGGACAAGAUUUUACGCUACUAUUACAAGUCUUUUCAAUACUUUGUGAUGGUAGAUGAUGUGGGUUCUAUCUCGGAGGAGACAAAAGAAAAGCAUCGUGGCCUUGAUUUUAUCAAAAGUGAUGAUUUGUUCUCCACAUUUACUUAGGCUUAUUUUAUUUAUUAUACCUUUAUUUACAAGCAAUGAUAUAUGACAUGAUUAAGGAG